AUGGAGUCGCCGAGCUUAUCGCCCCGUUGGCGCAUCGUCAGUCGCGCUGAGUCCCUCUUAUCGUCCCUUCGCCGUGUCGCGUCGAAUCUAACGUUCAGCUGGGUGAAUCCCCUCGUCGCACUUGGCUCUCGACGCCAGUUGUCGCCCGUAGAUUUGCUUCCUCUGCCUGCUGACGUGGAGCCACGUGUGUGCGGGCAGCUCCUUUGGACGAAAUGGGAGGAGGAACGAGCAGCAGGCGACGACAACGGCAUGCGCGCAUCACGCGGCGACGGUCAGACGAGUGGUGUGUGGGGAGAACCGUCUCAGUCGGACCGGGAUUUCCAUAUAGACGGGCCGUCGUCGCGUGAACGGCGCAGGCGCAGCGCGCAGCGAGGAGCGCCGUCGCUGCUGCGAUGCAUGGUGGCCAUCUUCGGCGCGGAAUACCUCAUGAUCGGCGGCAUCAAGCUGGUGAACGAUGCGCUGGCCUUCGCGGGGCCGCUGCUGCUGCACCAACUCGUGUCCGUCCUCGACAGCGGCUCCCCUACCCUCACCCUGCACCCAGCUUCUCCGGCCCCUGCCACCCACGGGCCUGCCACGCUCCCCACGCCGUGGUCGUAUGGCCUCGCUUGCGCUCUCGCCAUCGGCGCCACCUCUGCCCUGAGGGCGUUCCUAGGUGCGCACUACUCGUACCGCCUGGCGCGCAUGGGCCUCAAGCUGCGCGCCGCCAUCGCCACCUGCGUCUUCGCCAAGGUGCUGGCAGUGAGCGCAGCACAGAGGGAGUCGUUCGAGGGUGGCGAGGUGCAGACGCUCAUGAGUGUGGACGCGGAUAGGCUUGUCAACCUUGUCAUGUCGCUGCACGACCUGUGGGGUCUGCCUCUGCAGAUCCUUGUGGCGCUGCUGCUGCUCUACUGGCAGGUAAGCUACGCCUUUCUGGCUGGCCUCGCUGUUGUGCUGCUUCUCAUCCCAGUGAACCGGUGGCUGGCGGGCCGGAUAGGAGAGGCGAGCAAGCAGAUGAUGGCCAGCAAGGAUGCCAGGGUGCAGGCGAUGCAGGAGCUGUUGGACCACGUGGCAGCAGUGCGCGCCAUGGCCAUGGAGGGCGCUCUGCUCUCCCGCAUCAAUGCCGCCCGCCACCUCGAGCUCUCUGCUCUCGCCGUGCGCAAGUACCUGGACGCGUGGUGUGUGUACUUCUGGGCGUGCAUACCUGUGCUCGUUCGAGUUCACUCCAAGUCACCCACCUGCUCCCCCCACCCCUGGUAUCCAUCAGGUGCGCAAGUACCUGGACGCGUGGUGUGUGUACUUCUGGGCGUUCACACCCGUUCUCUUCUCCCUCGCCACCUUCUCCUCGCUGCUGCUCCUUGGUCGCUCACUCAAUGCCCCCGUGGUGUUCACGAGUGUAGCACUCUUCAACGUGCUGCUGGGGCCGCUCAACUCCUUCCCAAUCUAUCCCACGCCCUCCUUCCCUCACCGUUCAACAAUCUAUCCCUCAACAAUCUGUUCCACAGCUGGACCACCGCGCGCGCGCCUGGACCAACGCGCGUGCCUGGACCACCACGCGCGCGCCUGGACCAACGCGCGCCCCUGGACCAACGCGCGCCCCUGGACCAACGCGCGCGCCUGGACCAACGCGCGCGCCUGGGCCAACGCGCGCGCCUGGACCAACGCGCGCCCCUGGACCAACGCGCGCGCCUGGACCAACGCGCGCGCCUGGACCAACGCGCGCGCGCCUGGACCAACGCGCGCGCGCCUGGACCAACGCGCGCGCGCCUGGACCAACGCGCGCGCCUGGACCAACGCGCGCGCCUGGACCAACGCGCGCGCCUGGACCAACGCGCGCGCCUGGACCAACGCGCGCGCCUGGACCAACGCGCGCGCCGGGACCAACGCGCGCGCCGGGACCAACGCGCGCGCCGGACCAACGCGCGCGCCGAGACCAACGCGCGCGCCUGGACCAACGCGCGCGCCUGGACCAACGCGCGCGCCUGGACCAACGCGCGCGCCUGGACCAAGGCGCGCGCCUGGACCAAGGCGCGCGCUUGGACAAACGCGCGCUCCUGGACAAACGCGCGCGCCUGGACCAACGCGCGCGCCUGGACCAACGCGCGCGCCUGGGCCAACGCGCGCGCCUGGGCCAACGCGCGCGCCUGGGCCAACGCGCGCGCCUGGGCCAACGCGCGCGCCUGGGCCAACGCGCGCGCCUGGGCCAACGCGCGCGCCUGGGCCAACGCGCGCGCCUGGACCAACGCGCGCGCCUGGACCAACGCGCGCGCCUGGACCAACGCGCGCGCCUGGACCAACGCGCGCGCCUGGACCAACGCGCGCGCCUGGACCAACGCGCGCGCCUGGACCAACGCGCGCGCCUGGACCAACGCGCGAGCCUGGACCAACGCGCGAGCCUGGACCAACGCGCGCGCCUGGACCAACGCGCGCGCCUGGACCAACGCGCGCGCGCCUGGACCAACGCGCGCGCGCCUGGACCAACGCGCGCGCCUGGACCAACGCGCGCGCCUGGACCAACGCGCGCGCCUCGACCAACGCCCGCGCCUCGACCAACGCGCGCGCCUCGACCAACGCGCGCGCCUCGACCAGCGCGCGCGCCUCGACCAACGCGCGCGCCUCGACCAACGCGCGCGCCUGGACCAACGCGCGCGCCUGGACCAACGCGCGCGCCUGGACCAACGCGCGCGCCUGGACCAACGCGCGCGCGUGGACCAACGCGCGCGCCUGGACCAACGCGCGCGCCUGGACCAACGCGCGCGCCUGGACCAACGCGCGCGCCUGGACCAACGCGCGCGCCUGGACCAACGCGCGCGCCUGGACCAACGCGCGCGCCUGGACCAACGCGCGCGCCUGGACCAACGCGCGCGCCUGGACCAACGCGCGCGCCUGGACCAACGCGCGCGCGCCUGGACCAACGCGCGCGCGCCUGGACCAACGCGCGCGCCUGGACAAACGCGCGCGCCUGGACCAACGCGCGCGCCUGGACCAACGCGCGCGCCUGGACCAACGCGCGCGCCUGGACCAACGCGCGCGCCUGGACCAACGCGCGCGCCUGGACCAACGCGCGCGCCUGGACCAACGCGCGCGCCUGGACCAACGCGCGCGCCUGGACCAACGCGCGCGCCUGGUCCAACGCGCGCGCCUGGACCAACGCGCGCGCGCCUGGACCAACGCGCGCGCCUGGACCAACGCGCGCGCGCCUGGACCAACGCGCGCGCCUGGACCAACGCGCGCGCCUGGACCAACGCGCGCGCCUGGACCAACGCGCGCGCCUGGACCAACGCGCGCGCCUGGACCAACGCGCGCGCCUGGACCAACGCGCGCGCCUGGUCCAACGCGCGCGCCUGGACCAACGCGCGCGCGCCUGGACCAACGCGCGCGCCUGGACCAACGCGCGCGCCAGUACCAACGCGCGCGCCAGUACCAACGCGCGCGCCUGGACCAACGCGCGCGCCUGGACCAACGCGCGCGCCUGGACCAACGCGCGCGCGCCUGGACCAACACGCGCGCCUGGAGAAAGAGGAGCGGAGCGCUGGCGAGGAGAGAGAGGAGCGGAGCGCUGGCGAGGAGAGAGAGGAGCGGAGCGCUGGCGAGGAGAGAGAGGAGCGGAGCGCUGGCGAGGAGAGAGAGGAGCGGAGCGCUGGCGAGGAGAGAGAGGAGCGGAGCGCUGGCGAGGAGAGAGAGGAGCGGAGCGCUGGCGAGGAGAGAGAGGAGCGGAGCGCUGGCGAGGAGAGAGAGGAGCGGAGCGCUGGCGAGGAGAGAGAGGAGCGGAGCGCUGGCGAGGAGAGAGAGGAGCGGAGCGCUGGCGAGGAGAGAGAGGAGCGGAGCGCUGGCGAGGAGAGAGAGGAGCGGAGCGCUGGCGAGGAGAGAGAGGAGCGGAGCGCUGGCGAGGAGAGAGAGGAGCGGAGCGCUGGCGAGGAGAGAGAGGAGCGGAGCGCUGGCGAGGAGAGAGAGGAGCGGAGCGCUGGCGAGGAGAGAGAGGAGCGGAGCGCUGGCGAGGAGAUAGAGGAGCGGAGCGCUGGCGAGGAGAGAGAGGAGCGGAGCGCUGGCGAGGAGAGAGAGGAGCGGAGCGCUGGCGAGGAGAGAGAGGAGCGGAGCGCUGGCGAGGAGAGAGAGGAGCGGAGCGCUGGCGAGGAGAGAGAGGAGCGGAGCGCUGGCGAGGAGAGAGAGGAGCGGAGCGCUGGCGAGGAGAGAGAGGAGCGGAGCGCUGGCGAGGAGAGAGAGGAGCGGAGCGCUGGCGAGGAGAGAGAGGAGCGGAGCGCUGGCGAGGAGAGAGAGGAGCGGAGCGCUGGCGAGGAGAGAGAGGAGCGGAGCGCUGGCGAGGAGAGAGAGGAGCGGAGCGCUGGCGAGGAGAGAGAGGAGCGGAGCGCUGGCGAGGAGAGAGAGGAGCGGAGCGCUGGCGAGGAGAGAGAGGAGCGGAGCGCUGGCGAGGAGAGAGAGGAGCGGAGCGCGGUGGCGAGGUGA
This is a messenger RNA of Closterium sp. Naga37s-1, 4440 nucleotides long. NCBI's taxonomy places the organism in Eukaryota, Viridiplantae, Streptophyta, Zygnematophyceae, Desmidiales, Closteriaceae. The record is from the annotation of a GenBank genome assembly.